GUCCCGGGGCCGUUUCCCCCUCUCCCCCCACGCACGACAAUGCCGCAGACCGCUGGGCCUCCGUUCCCGAAGCUGCUCGGGGGACAUCCACACAUGCGGGGGCCGCGGCAUCCCCAAGACCCCUCCCAGGAGACCCUGGCCGGGCCCGGCCCCGCGCAGCCAUUUCCGCCGGCCUCUCCUCCCUCCCCUUCUCCCCCUCCCUCAGCUUCUGGGCUUUAAAAGCCAGAGGCUGGGCCCGGCCGCAGGCAGAGGCUGCCGCGGGCGCAGGAGGCCGGGCCCGGGAGCUGUCCGAGCGCUGAGCCCCGCCCCCGGAGCCCCCGUCCCUCCCUCUCUCCUUCCCUCGGCCCGCCCUCCCUGCGCACCCCUCCCCCCGAGGACCCCCGCCCCCCGCUCGCCGCCGCCGCCGCCGCCGCCGCCGCCGCCGCCGCCGCCGCCGCUCGCUCCGGCUGCAGAACAAUAAAGCAAGCCUCCCAGAGACCCCCGCCGAGGACCCCCGCCUGGCGGCCGAGCACCCGCGGCCCGCCCCUCGCCGCCCGCCGCGGCUGAGCGCGCCCGGUCGCUGGCCGAGGUGCUGGCCGGGCCGGCGCUGGCCGCGGUGCUGAAGCUGCUGGCGCUCUCGCCGCCGCCGCCGCCGCGUUCUCCGGGCCCGGCGCCUCCACCCCCAGGGGCAUGGGGGGUCGCUGACUGAAGCUCCGCCGCGGCGGUGGGGGGGAGGGGAAGGGGGCCGCGGAGCCGGGCCAGCCCUGCACCCACUCGCAGCCUCCGGGCCCGGGACGGAGCCGCUCCCCCCUUCCCCACCCCCCACCCCCCGGCCUCCUCCCCCGCCUGUCCAGGGGCGGCACUGCGGGCUGGGAAGCCGGGACCAGAGGAGGGAAGGAAGGAAGGAAGAAAAGAAGGAAGGAAAGAAGGAAGGAAGGAAGAGAAGAGAAGAGAAGAGAAGAGGAAAGAGGAGGAAUUCAGAGGAGCAGAGGAGGAAACGCAGGGCAGGAAGGAAGGCAGGAGGAAGACAGGACCGCACUCCAGCGGCAGCAUCCAAAGGCCAGAGUGGGGACCCUUGCUGCCUCCGCCGCUCCUCGAAUGGUGACGGGGCCCCGCCGCGGCCGCAGCCCCCCCGCGCCCCGGCUCUGCAGGCCCGCAGCGCCGGAGCCCCGCAGGAAUCAUGCCCAGAUCCUUCCUGGUCAAGAAGGUCAAACUUGACACGUUCUCCUCGGCGGACCUCGAGAGCUCCUACGGGCGCGCCCGCAGCGACCUCGGAGUGCGACUGCACGAGAAAGGAUACCUCAACGACUACGCGGGGCCCGCCUCCGUCUACGAUGGCGAUGCCGAGGCGGCCUUGCUCAAAGGGCCGUCCCCAGAGCCCAUGUACGCUGCGGCGGUGCGUGGAGAACUGGGCCCGGCGGCCGCGGGCUCGGCACCGCCUCCCACCCCGCGCCCGGAGCUGGCUACCGCCGCGGGCGGCUACAUCAACGGCGACGCGGCGGUCAGCGAGGGCUACGCGGCUGACGCCUUCUUCAUCACCGACGGGCGCUCGCGCCGUAAGGCCGCCAACGCCGCGGCUCCCUCCACGGCCUCCGCGGCAGCUCCCGACGGCGACAGCGGAGGCGGGGCCGGGGCGGGUGCGCGCGGCGCGGGGUCGGGGGCCGGGGGCCGGGGCGGCGCGCGCGCGGGGGUGAGCACGGAGGCGCGCGCGGGGCCUGGGGCUGGCGGCGCAGGGGGCCGGCACGCUUGCGGCGAGUGCGGGAAAACGUACGCCACGUCGUCGAACCUGAGCCGUCACAAGCAGACGCACCGCAGCCUGGACAGUCAGCUGGCGCGGCGGUGCCCGACGUGCGGCAAGGUGUACGUGUCCAUGCCGGCCAUGGCCAUGCACCUGCUCACGCACGACCUGCGCCACAAGUGCGGCGUGUGCGGCAAGGCCUUCUCGAGGCCCUGGCUGCUGCAAGGCCACAUGCGCUCCCACACAGGCGAGAAGCCCUUCGGCUGCGCGCACUGCGGCAAGGCCUUCGCCGACCGCUCCAACCUGCGCGCGCACAUGCAGACGCACUCGGCCUUCAAGCACUUCCAGUGCAAGCGCUGCAAGAAGAGCUUCGCGCUCAAGUCCUAUCUCAACAAGCACUACGAGUCGGCUUGCUUCAAGGGCGGCGCUGGCGGGGGCGGCCCCGCGGCCCAGGCGCCCGCCGCUUCGCCGCAGCUCAGUCCCGUGCAGGCCUAGGGCGGCGGCGCCUCCGCCAGCCCAGCCGGGUCGGCUCUCAGCAAUACGGGCCCCCAGGGAAGUCUCCGCCAGCUCCCGGGCGGAGGGGCCGGAGGGCGGGCCCCUCCUCACAGCAAUAGAGGGAGGGGGCCCGGCCCCGCCCCGCCCGCCAGGGGCCCUGUCGGCCCCUUCAAGCAAUAGGGUCCUGAGGGGAGACCCACCCCGAACCCCCUCCCUUCCCCUCCAGGGUGCCCCAGGCUUUUUCCCAGCAAUAGGGUCGAGGAGACCCAGAACCGAACCUCAUCUCCGAGUUAGGUCUCUGAAGACGGGGGUGGGGUGAGGUGGGCAGCACCCCCCUCCUCCCUCCUCUGCGCCCCUGGAUCGCGUCGCAGAGACUCAGGUCUUCCCCACCCCUUUCCCAAGCCUUCCAAGGGCCAGGCCUGCGGCCUAGACGUCCAGGGAGCAGACCGGGAGAGGAGCAGGAGGGGGGGUUUCUGCAGAGGCGUCCCUACUCCUCAGUCUUCGCUGAACCCCAGGAGUGAUACACGCGUUGGGGAUCAGGGAGAGAGGCGGACGGCGGCACCCCUCUCCCUCGGUUCUUUCUGGGGCCUCAGUCCAAGCCGCUCUCCCGCGCUCGCCUCGCAUCCUCGGCCAAAUCCGAAUUCUUCCAGCCCAGCUUCCCGGGCUCUGUCCUUCAUAACGAAUAAUAAUGACGCAUAUCGAAUCGCAUGGACUUAUCCGACCUCCUCAGACCCCACUCCCGCCCUGCCCCGGGGCCCCCCUCCCUCGUCCCCGGGCAUUCGGUGUUGGAGGACGGAUCCUGGGGCCCGGCAGGCAGGCCUGGGCACGGCCCAUUACACACCUCUCUGUAUUCGCUUUGCGGGUAAAGCCCCCUGGGGGGGGUGCGGAUGCGUCGGGUUUCUUUCUUUCUGUAUUUGUACGUUUUAUUUAUGAACGGAUUGCACUCGGGUCAGGGAAGGGGCGCUGAGGCCCCCAUCCUUCCCGCCGACGCCGGGGGCUCGGGAUGUCCGGGAUCACUUUCCCCGCCCCUGAACCCCGCCCCUACCUGGGCCCUACCCUCGAGCCCCAGGCCCCGCCCCCACUCUGUUGCCAACUUUCGCCCGUCUAUGCCAAAGCCUCGGCGGCGACCCCGCCCCAAGGGCCCGCCCCAUUGGCCGCCGCCUUUGUGACGUCACUGCAUGCAGCCCCAACCCUCCUCCUGUCCCUUCCCGGGGCUGCCCGCUCCCUCUCCCUCUUAGUUAGUCCGAUGCCGACUAUAGAGCAAUAAUGCGCACUGCAUGCGAAGCUGCCGCCGCCUCUAGAGUUACUGAGAAUCAGGUAUCCCCCUGCCCUAUCCACCCCAUAGGCCCCUAGAUCAGGGACAUUGCGCGGGGCCGGACGCGCAGACUUUCUUCCCCUCCUUCUCCCUCCUCCCCCACGGCAGAGCCCUGCGGGUGUAACAGUUCCAGGGGCGGGGGCGGGGUGGUUGCCCCCAACACCCCUCCUUCAGUCAUCCAUCACCUACCUACUCUGUGCCAAGCCCGCUGCAGAGUCAGCCAGGGGUGCAGCGACCUGCAGGGGUGCGUGUUCGCCACAGGGGUCCGUCAGGUUUGGGCGGGCCCAGGAGGGCUGCCUACGCAGAGGAAGGCCUGAUCCCUAGACCCAACCCUAACCCUCCUCACCUCUUCCCAGCCCCGGCCCGGGGCCACUGCUGGGUGCAGCUGGGCUCUCCCUUUGACUCGCACCUGGCGUUCUCAGCUCAGGUGGCACAGACCCAGGGCCCUAAGGCCCAGCACGACCAGGCCACCCAUACCAACUCUCAGUCCUUCCAUCUUCUGGCCACCCUGGGCUCUGCUGUAUGGGGCCAGAGCCCCAGGCCAGACACAAGGUGCGCGCUGGAGUGUAUGACCUGGUCAGCCCCCUCCCCACCGGCACCAAGCUGCUACAGAGCAGCCCCUGCAGGAGUGGACUGAGGGCCCAGCACAGCAGGGCCCGCAUCCCAAACCCUCUGCACCACACCUCGGGGUCCACACAGCACCCAGGCUGGGGCCUGCCCUCCUGUGCUGGGCACACCCGCAUGCACACGCACACACCGGCGCUCCACACUACCCCCACACGCCGGUCUACCUACCUAAGGAGAAGGCCAGAGGGCCAUGGGCCGGCCACGGUCUCCUGCUUCUCCCUACACCCUGCCGCCGUGGAAAGCCAUGGGCCCCCUCCCGCCCCCAUAACUAAGCAGCACAAUAACCGACUUAGUGAAUUCAGGUAGAAGGAACGUUUAGGUAGCACCUAUUUUGUACUGAUUCUACGAGUAGGGCCCGAGAUGCGGGGGCCCUCGGGUGGGGGUUGUGGCCGCCGGCCUGCCCCGCCCCCACCCCCGCCUGUGCCCCGCCGCCUUGUACAUACUCCCACCCACCCGGAACAGGCCGGGAUUUUUACUCGGCCGCGCCCCUCUUCCGCCCCCGUUUGGGGCUGGGCCGGCCGGACAGACGGACGGACGGACAGACCUCCUUCCUAAGCACAAUAGCACCAGCUCCCCGGAGCGCCGCACCUCCACGAGGAGAAUAAAUGCCACUCUUGAUAGAA
This is a messenger RNA of Mustela lutreola (European mink), 4777 nucleotides long. RefSeq names its product scratch family transcriptional repressor 1 (gene SCRT1). Gene Ontology annotation, biological process: regulation of DNA-templated transcription. The record is from RefSeq and is a predicted model, not a curated record. Gene Ontology annotation, molecular function: DNA-binding transcription factor activity, RNA polymerase II-specific; RNA polymerase II cis-regulatory region sequence-specific DNA binding. Lineage: Eukaryota; Metazoa; Chordata; Mammalia; Carnivora; Mustelidae. The coding region runs from base 1160 to 2212 and encodes 350 amino acids. The transcript is spliced from 2 exons.